Messenger RNA from Heterobilharzia americana, 795 nucleotides. The record is from the annotation of a GenBank genome assembly. Lineage: Eukaryota; Metazoa; Platyhelminthes; Trematoda; Strigeidida; Schistosomatidae.
AUGAGUAAUAAAGUAUGUGAAGUUGAUUUAAAGAUUGAAAAAACAUCUAAACGACAACGAGAAUAUAUUUAUAAUUUAUUAUUGAAUAAUAACUCAAAAGUAAUAACACAACAUAUUAACUUACCAAAAAUUAACACCAACUUAUUCAAUGAUGAAGGUGUGAAAAAGUAUCCGAAUAAAACAAUGAAACAAUCAGAUCAUGAAAAGAUACUAUCAAUUGAACAAUUGAAUAAAAAAUAUGAUUAUUUAAAAAAACAUAGUAAAAAGCCAUAUAUACCGAUGGAUGCAUUGAAAAAGACUCAUUGGAUAGAGAAAUAUCAUAAAAAUAUUGUAAAUACAACAGAUGAAUUAAAAAAAGUCACUGAUGAAACCAGUACACAUUUAUUUAUCCCAAUAAAACGUAAAAAGUCUACAAUUAAUUGGAUAACUAAGAAUGUAAUGGCUGCAAUGACAUCGAAACCAGGUGAUCGUUUACUAUUGAAAGGCAAUAAAUGUAUAGUUGAUGAUAUAUAUAAACAUAAACUUGGUGAAAUACCAAAAUAUUUAAUAAAACAUUAUUCCAAUGAAAAUUUAUUAACUAGACAACAACGUGAACAAUUAUUGAAUCGAUUAAAAUCAGUCUGGGAUAAAAAUAAUCGAAUAUAUCUUGAAUUGAUAUCCAUUAAUGAUACAUUGAAAGGUAAAGCUUAUAAAUUAUACUUAGAGAAAAAAUUGGAUUCCUUAAAAAAGGAUAUAGAAUUGAUUGAAAAUCAUCAGUUUAUCUAUGUUGAAGCACCAAAAGAAAUGAAACAGUAG